Dipodomys spectabilis (banner-tailed kangaroo rat) is the source of this 907-nucleotide messenger RNA. It is a transcript of the gene Rhno1, whose product is annotated as RAD9-HUS1-RAD1 interacting nuclear orphan 1. Gene Ontology annotation, biological process: DNA damage checkpoint signaling; recombinational repair; cellular response to ionizing radiation. Bases 170 to 874 code for a protein of 234 amino acids. Gene Ontology annotation, cellular component: chromosome; nucleus. NCBI's taxonomy places the organism in Eukaryota, Metazoa, Chordata, Mammalia, Rodentia, Heteromyidae. The record is from RefSeq and is a predicted model, not a curated record. The transcript has 3 exons.
GCGACGGCGUUGUCUCCGCGUUCGGCCCUCGAACGCUCCCGCGUCCGCGUCCGCUGAGGAGACCGGGCCCGGCCGGCGGGGGCCGGCAUGGGUUGAAAUUGGAGCCUGACCCCCAACCUGAAGGCAGCCAGCAUCAUGUGGUUACCACCUGCUCUUCAUUUACCUGUUUAUGCCUCCCAAAAAAAGACACCAAAGACGGUCCCUGAAAGCCCAGCUGCUCUUCCAGCAGCAGCCACUGGAGGGCCCCAAAUACCACUAUGCUUCUCCACAGCCUCCGGCCACGCGGACGGUCCAGGUGCCCAGCAAGCCCAUCGACCACAGCUCCAUCACUUCCUGGGUCUUACCACAGUUUGAUACCACAGCAGAGUGCCAGUUCCCUGCCUGCCGGAAGCAUCACCGACACCAGGCAAGACAUUCAAGUCGGAAAUCCGCCGGCAGGUUUCCACAGCUGCCCUUCGAGGUUGCACGGUCCCCCAGUUCAGAGACCCUGGGGAUCCCGCCCAUCCCACAGGACCCCCGUCAGCCUGAAAAGGCCGUUUCCAGAAGAAAGCCUUUAGUUCCCCUGCUCAGCCCCCAGAGCUCUGCGGAAGCGUCGGUAUCACCCCUCCACAGCCUACCUCAUGUCUUCAUCCCACCCGAAAUCCAGACCCCCGCAUCUUCUUUCAUCCUCCCAGACCAGAAGGAAAACAGCCUCUCCACCCACAUCCUCCGCACCCCCACUGGCAAGAGCCGGGAGCCCGGCCCCGUUCUGGUGAAAGACACUCCCGAGGAGAAGUACGGGGUGAAGGUCACGUGGCGGAGGCGGAGGCACCUGCUGGCCUACCUAGCCGAGAGAGGGAAGCUGAGCAAGAGCCAGUGCCUCGUGAAGAGCUGAUGGCACCCCCCCCCAUGCACCCUCCCCCCCCCC